CACUUGCCGUUGCCAGUCUUUGCUUAACUGUUGUUGCUAUUAGACGUGAGCCGUGUUAAAAACACUUUUCCUUUUUUCCUAAAACGAUUCCGCGAGUUCUUUUUUUGAAACAAAACUAUAAUAUAAUAAUUUUUGUUAAACAAACUUUAAUGAGUGCUGUAUCUAGUGAAUAUUGCAGUGUUUUAGUGAGUUUUAAGAAGCUUUAGAAAUAGUGGAAUGGUUUUAUAUGGACUAUUACGACGGGAGCUUAAUAGUGUAAAUCGUUGUCACUAAUGUGCGCGGGUGCACGGAUGCGGCGAGGAUGCGCGAGGAGGAGCUGGAGGUGGCGCUCAAGGUGGUGAUCGUGGGCGACGGCGGCGUGGGCAAGUCCAGCAUGAUACAGCGCUACUGCCGCGGCACCUUCACUCGGGACUAUAAGAAGACUAUCGGCGUCGACUUUCUGGAGCGACAGAUUGAGAUCGACGGCGAGGAGGUGCGGCUGAUGCUGUGGGACACGGCGGGCCAGGAGGAGUUCGACGCCAUCACCAAGGCGUACUACCGCGGCGCGCACGCCUGCGUGCUGGCCUUCUCCACCACCGACCGGGACUCCUUCCUCGCGCUACACUCCUGGAAACUCAAAGUGGAAAAUGAAUGCGGAGAGAUUCCUACAAUCAUAGUUCAGAACAAAAUUGACUUAAUGGACCAAUGUGUGGUCGGACCAGACGAAGCCGAGCUGGUGGCGCGCGCGCUGGGCUGCCGGCUGAUGCGCGCGUCGGUGAAGGAGGACGUGAACGUGGGCGCCGUGUUCCGGGCGCUGGCCGCGCGCUGCCUCGCCGACCUGCGGCGCGACCACAGCGCCGACGAGCCGCCGCCCGCCGCCGCGCCCGUCAUAGGCACGUUCACGAACCACAACAGCAACGGCACCAUCCUGCUGCGGCCCACCAAGCACCGCUCCGGCGGGAAGAAGAAGAACGUCCUCAAAAGCGCCUGCCGGAUACUGUGAGAGCCCGUCCGAGUAGUUACACCAUACAACGGCAAUAUUGAAAACAACCGUAUAGAUCACAGAACAGACAAUGAAUAGAAGUAGCAAGGGGGCGUGGCUUGCUUACACUCGGGUGUGCGGAACAUCGCAAGCGUUUCCGCGCAUGUACUAGCAGUCUUGUUUUGUUUUGUGACAAAAGGAAUAAAUAAUAUUCAACUCUAAAUUAAGGAUGACAUAUUUCGUUUUUCACUAAAUAUUAAACUGCUAUUUAGGCCACGCCUCUAUGUACGCUGGUUUCAAUAUAAAGAAUUGGCACUUUAUUAAUCUAGUUACCUCUUAUAUCUGUGGUAUAGAUUGUGACCCUGGACUUAUAUUUAAUCAGUUAGAUAGAGCCCGCUCAGAAUACAGAGCAUAAUAGAAGUCAGCAUUCUUCGUGCUACAUUUCCUAUGUGUUCUAUAAUGUAUAUAGGAACACUGUGCAUAUUGCAGCAGCUUAUACUGCAUUAUCCAACUAAUUGUGUAGCGGUGAAAGGGUAUAAAGGAUGCGCAAAACGCACAUCUCAGAACGCUUUCAAUCUACGUAGGCCCUUAACUUUGCUGCCUAUGAUGUAGAGAUUUUAUAAUAUUCAAAGUAGGUAUACAAAAUACGCCCCUUGGCAGUGGUGGUGAUCGAUAAUAAAGGACAUAUCCAAUCAAUCUAAUAGCUCCUCUUCACUACUAGACAUAAUGGACAAAUACAAGCCACCACGAAGUCACUUUUAUUUAGAUGGCAUAAUUUUCAGGUUUUUUGGUCAAACACCAAAGAAUGUUCUGCCACAUUGGACAAAUGACAAUAGAAAUAUGUAGAAUGCUCACGAUUGUAGAAAGCCGUGGAACUAUGGUAGGAACCAUAUGCUUAGAAGUACUCCGCGCCAAGAAACAAGUCCCGUAGACGCGGCGCCUAUGUCUUAAUGGCGCUCAUUGUCAUUUGGUAAUGGCGGUCUUAUUGUCCUUUGUGUAAGGCGCUGUCAAUUUUAAUUCAGGUUUUAACCGCGGGACUUCUUUCGUGGCGCGGAGUCUAGAAUAUAGACGAGCCAUACAGUAGGAACCUGGAAAAUAAGCCUGUGAAAUAAGUAAAUGAAUGCAACAAUCGCGUUAGCAUGCGAUAGUCGCGAAUAAACGCGAAGAAUCGUUAUAAAAAUCAAAUGCAAGUACUUAAGAGAUUUUUAUGCAUGUAAAUACCAGUAAUAAGGUUAAUAAUUUAGUACUUGUGGCACAAACUAACCUACUUUUUUACCAUUGUAAUUAGUUGCUAUGUAAAUAUUAAAUACUAUGCAUUAUUGAUUAAAUUUUGUACCUAUUUGUU
Molecule: messenger RNA, 2306 nt
Organism: Bicyclus anynana (squinting bush brown)
Lineage: Eukaryota; Metazoa; Arthropoda; Insecta; Lepidoptera; Nymphalidae
Gene: Rab23
Product: ras-related protein Rab-23
Exons: 6
Coding region: 302-982 (226 amino acids)
Molecular function (GO): GTPase activity; GTP binding
Source: RefSeq, a predicted model, not a curated record